This is a messenger RNA of Gracilinanus agilis (Agile Gracile Mouse Opossum), 866 nucleotides long. RefSeq names its product mitochondrial ribosomal protein L10 (gene MRPL10). The record is from RefSeq and is a predicted model, not a curated record. Gene Ontology annotation, molecular function: structural constituent of ribosome. NCBI's taxonomy places the organism in Eukaryota, Metazoa, Chordata, Mammalia, Didelphimorphia, Didelphidae. Bases 29 to 820 code for a protein of 263 amino acids. Gene Ontology annotation, biological process: translation. Gene Ontology annotation, cellular component: mitochondrial large ribosomal subunit. The transcript has 5 exons.
CCGGGACCCGUACGGACCUCCGGCGAAGAUGGCGGUCUCCGUGUUUGGGCUUCUUCGUUGGCGGCUCCGGCCCCGAUCGGGCCAGCUACCCACCAUACAGAGUGUCCGCCAUGGCUCCAAGGCUGUCACCCGACAUUUUCGAGUUAUGCACUUUGAGCGGCAGAAACUAAUGGCACUGACCCAGUAUAUCCCCCCCAAACCUGCCAUUCCCCCAAGUUGCUUGCCUUCCCCUUCCGAGGCACCCCCACAGGAAUCGGGCUUGAAUCGACUGCUUCUGAGAGAGGUGACAGAAGUUUUCAGGAAAAACCGAAUGAUUGCUGUUUGUCAGAAUGUGGCCCUGAGUGCUGAGGACAAGCUCCUUGUCAAGCAUCAGCUUCGAAAACACAACAUCUUUGUGAAAGUCUACCCCAAUUCAAUCCUGAGGCCAUACCUGGCAGAAUCCAAAUAUCAAAACCUGCUACCCCUCUUUGUCGGGCAUAACAUGUUGCUGGUGAGCUCAGAACCCAAGGCCAAGGAGAUGCUUCGAGUCUUGAAGAGCGUACCAGUCCUACCACUACUUGGUGGCUGCAUUGAUGACACCAUCCUCAGCUCUCAAGGUUUCCUGAACUAUUCCAAACUGCCCUCCCAAGCUUUGAUUCAAGAGGAGUUGGUAGGGGGCCUGACCCUCCUGACAUCUCAGACCCACUCCCUUCUACAACAUCAGCCCCUUCAGCUGACUGCCAUGUUGGAUCAGUAUAUCAGACAGCAACAAAAAGAUGGUGACAGCACAGUGCCCAGCAGUGGAGAGCCAGCUUCCCUUGACCCUGUAACAGACACUUAACUGGGCAUAUCUCACCCUCUCUAUAAAUAUUCUUUGACCCAAAAGA